GCUAGGCUAGGCGCUUGCUGAGGAACGACUGCAUUUGGGGCACCGGCACACGCUGGCACUACUAGCGGGCGCCUCUACGCAGGGGAUAGCUCAACCUGUGCGGUCCGCCAGCGCGCCGCAGCGCCGCUAGACUGCAGCUGCAGUCCGGGCGGAAAUGAAGGCUCACGCGAGGCGCGCCGUCCGCGACGACGCCGCGGCGCGGCGGAAACCGCUAGCCUUUGUCGGCGCGUCACGCGUCGAAAGCGGCGCGCGCGUCGCCAAUGGGCGAGUGCUCAACCCACAAAGAGACCCGGCGACGACACCACGUGAAGCCGAGGACGCCACACGAGAAGCCGUCGAGGCGCGAAGGACGCACCUCGAAGACGCGCCGGCGGCGCGCGGUUUACGCAACCUGGGCAACACGUGCUUCCUGAACGCCACUUUACAAGCGUUGCGGAGUGUCCCUGGUGUGGCCCAGACGCUCGGUGAUAGUAGGUGGCCCUUAGCCGAGCGAGGCGCCGACGUGGCCGCGGCGUUCCGCGCAGCUCUCAAUCCGCGGGAGACGGCUCCUAGAAACUUGGUGAAGCGGUUGCGGCGCAUCAACCGCGGCUUUCGGUUAGGCCGCCAGGAGGACGCCCAUGAGUUGCUCCGAGCAUUACUCGACGCCUCAUCGUCAGGAUUCGCGAAGCUCCAUCGUGAAGACAAGCGCGGGCCCGUCGAGGCGCUGUUCGAAGGUCGGUCGACGUCAACGCUGACGUGUCCCGAGUGCGGCUACGCCUCGAAAACAACGGAGCCCUUCCUAGACUUGAGUUUGGAGCCGCUAGAAUCAGUAAACCAGGCCCUCAAAGCCUGGUCCGCGCCCGAGACUCUCAGUUCAUCGGACGCGUGGCGGUGCGGCGGCUGUGAUAAAAGGGUAAGGGCGACGAAAGCUCUUGGAGUUCAGGACUACCCGGAAGCUUUAGUUGUGCACUUGAAGCGGUUCCGGGCGGCGCAACUACAGAGAAGAAGACGUAGACAACCGCAAAAAAUAGAAAGACGCGUCGCGUUCGACACGCGGUGGUCUCCGACUGAUAGUGCGUCGUACGACCUGACCGGCGUGGUCAUCCACCACGGCUCUACCACUAGAGGCGGCCACUACACGGCCUACGCGCGGUCCCAGAACAAGUGGUGGCAUUAUGAUGAUAGUCGAGUCACUACUGUGAAGGAGAGCGAGGUCCUGCGCUCCAAGGCCUACCUGCUCUUCUACGCGCGGAACUCCCAGAAACGAGCGCGGAUUGAUAGUGUAGAUCUACCUAGUCGAAGAAAACGUCCGAAGCCGUCGCUUGUGACUGUUGAUUCCGCACCUUUGUUGGAAGCGAAAUUUCGGUUGAUGGCGGCCUUCGAAAGGCGCUUUAAAAGAGUAGUAGUCAAGCACGGCGCCGCGGGCCUCAAGCGGCGCGUCGUAAAGCCGCUGGGUGCCCGCGGCGCGGCGCUCAAGGCCAAGAGUGCGGCGAACCAAUUGCGCCGGAGACAGUCGAGGCGCAGCGCGACGCGGUCGUCCAGUAGAAGGGAGGCCUCGGAGAAGUACUUGCGCGUGGCCAAGGAUGUAUUGACUGAGGAGCAGUACGCGGCCUUCGUAGAAUUGGCGAGGACGGUCGUGCAAGGAUGCACCGAACAGGAGGAGUUUCAGUGUAUCGAGAAGGUCGAAAGGUUAUUUGAGGGCCACGGGCUGCUGAAGCACCACUUCAAUUUGAUCCUGCCUGGUAGUUUCGACGUGCCUCAGUCAAAACAGACGGAGCUCCACGGCGUCGAGGACUACGCGCGUCGUAGAAGGGAGGGGACGCUGCCGGCGGGCGUCGUGUCACAACCGGAGGCGUCGCGCCAGUUGGGCGGUCUCUUCGACGCGGCCGCGGAUUCAGAUGAUGACGAGCCCCCGAGCUGGCGCGACGAAUUCGCUGAUAGUGACUCGGACGACGAGUCGUUCGACCCGGACGCGUCGUCGUCGUCCGAGGAGGAGGACGACGCGGCCUUAAAGGCCAAUAUCGCCCGCCUCCGGGCCGAGAACGCGCGGCUCCGGGCCGCGACGGAGGCGGCGUCCGUGGCGCGGGCGGUCGCGGCGUCGCUCGAGUCGGCGGCGGCGGCGCCGGCGGCGCGCGCCGCGUCGUCGUCGUCUUCCUCCGGCGACGACGAGGACGCCGACUUCGAGUCUAGAAUGGACCAGCAAUUAGAAGCGGAGCGCGCGAAAGUGAAGCCGGCGUUUGAAGUGGCGGCCGCGCGGCGCGCCCUCGAUGACGAGGCGCCCGUGACGGCCUGGGGCGGCUUUGCGGUCGGCGGCUGGGGUGAUGAUGGAGAUGAUGACGUGCGCGCGGCGCCUCCCCCAAAAAAACGGCCGAAGCACCGCUACGACGCGUGGGACCGGUCGCUCGACGCGCCGCGGCGGGGCAACUGGGACGACUGAGCUUCUUAAUUAAUUCGUUAUCAUGA
This is a messenger RNA of Pelagomonas calceolata, 2442 nucleotides long. The record is from the annotation of a GenBank genome assembly. Lineage: Eukaryota; Pelagophyceae; Pelagomonadales; Pelagomonadaceae.